UACGAAAUUUUCAUCGCCAGUCGCACGGGUCCGUUUGUAACCGUCGUUCGUCAGUCGCCGUCGUCGUUGGCGCGCGUCCUCGUAUCACACGCCGCCGAGUGUCUUUCCCACACGUACCACCCCUCCACCCGUCCACCGCCGACGUCGCUGAUAAUAAUAAGAAUAACGCGAGUCCACGGCAAAAUUCCGCGGUUUCACAGUCUUGUGCGCGCGCGUCGUGUCCGCCGUCGGUCAACGCGGAAAUCGUCAUCCCGAUAAUAUUUCAACAACCAUCCGUUAUCGAUACAAUAUAGUUCAUACCCGUCGGCGAAUAAUUAUCGUAUUGCAGUUCGGUUCGUGUUUCUCGAGUUGUUUUCCGUCCGCAAAUGUCUUCUGACGUGUUCAAAUCGUGAUCAGUUUCGGUGGUUCGGUGCCGGUGGUGCGUCGUCGUGCCGUUCCUGUGUGUGUGUGUGUUAUUUUUCGCGAUCACGUCGUCCGGACGUGUGUGAUGCCGUUGUCGUUCAAAAAAAUCUUCUCGCGAAAACUGCUGUUCAGCCCAAAAGUCAUGGGUAACGCGGCGUCGCAUCACGAACCGUUGGACCGGGUCGCCGCCAGUCACGCGGGCUCGACGUUCCGGCGUUCGGCCAGUUGUCGGCACAGCAAAUCCGCAAAGAGUGGUCGAUCGCCGUCAAAAAUGGACCGAUUACGGCGGAGUUUUCGAGACAGUUUCAGACGCCGUAAAGAUCUGAGCAAUAGCGCCGGAUCGCCGGGCCAUCAUUCUAAUCCUAAACCUCAUUUGUGGGCCAUGGACGAGGCUGAAGUCCGGGCUGGGAUAUGUUCCUUCCAUGUUAAGUAUUUGGGCUGUGUCGAAGUCUUUGAAUCGAGAGGAAUGGAAGUAUGCGAAGAAGCUUUAAAAACACUUAGGGCAUCACGCCGUAGACCAGUAAGAGCUAUAUUUUACAUAUCAGGAGAUGGUUUGCGUGUUGUAGAAGAAGAAACUAAAGGUUUGAUAGUAGAUCAAACAAUUGAAAAAGUUUCAUUCUGUGCCCCAGACCGAAGUCAUGAAAAAGGAUUUUCAUACAUAUGCAGAGACGGACUGACUCGUCGAUGGAUGUGUCAUGGUUUUGUAGCUCUAAAAGAAUCGGUAAAUGGUGACCGAUUAAGUCAUGCGGUUGGAUGUGCUUUUCAAGAAUGUCUGAUAAGAAAAAAUAAACGAGAAGAAGAUUGUUCUGUUACAAUGAACUAUGAUCCAAAAACGUCUGUUUUUACAAGAACUGGCAGUUUUAGAACUCAAUCUUUAACUGAACAACAGUCUGAACCUAAUAUUCCACUCAAUGCACCACCACAACCUCCUCCUUUUCUUCAGUUAAAUAAAGAUAUACCAACAUCAGUAAAACCAUUGCAACAAAAUCCUACUACACCAAAAGUCAGUACCAAUGCGAUCGAAAGACCGCAUGCUACAUUGUCCAUGCUACAACGACAAGGAUCAUUUCGUGGAUUUACACAAUUGAAUCAAGCGUCUCCGUUUAAAAGACAGUUGUCACUUAGAAUAUCUGAAUUACCUUCUAAUUUAGAGAGAACAAGAUCAAUGAGUCUACAACCAACAGCAAAUACUCGUACAUCUUCUAAUAAACUUUUACAAAUGAAUACUCCAGUGAGUCCUAUACUUGAAGCUUCUCCUCGAAGUGAAAAACCAAUGUCUACAACAGAUCAAGUAACAGCUAUGUGUCAACAAAUGUCAUUAGAAUUGGCUUUUCUUACAAAUAGUACAACCAAUGAUGAAUUCCCUGAGAAAUUUAAAUCAAAUGAUCUAAAAACUAUAGAAAACAAUUCAAAACAAGGGCCAAUUACUGGAAGUGAAGCAUUUCUUGCUAGUAUAUCAAAAAAAGCCACAUUAUCAUCAGAAACUCAAAGCAAUCCAUCGACUCCAAAACCAGAGUGUCGUAUUAGUCCACAAGAUGAAGGCUUUGAUUCUGGUUCCAGUUUAUGGAAUGUUAAUAACAAGGCAGUAACACCACCAACUCCACCUGCUACUCCACCAUCGACACUACCGAGGCCAGAACAGUGGUUAGGUCAAGUGGCAGCAGUUACGUUACAGUCAAUGGAUCCCCAAGUCACACCUAAAAGAAAUCCACAUUUAGCAACGCACAGUCGUGCAUUUUCUUUAGACACAGCUGAGGAUGUUUAUCGCACAUUUAAUAAUAUUUCGGCUAAUCCAUUUGACCCUAAUUAUAUAGCCCCUAAACAAAAUACAAAUCCGUUUUUAAGUAGCCCAAUAUCAAGUAGCCAAAAUAAAACUGUAAAAACUUUUGAAGUUCAAAUGUGAUCAAUUCUAAUAAUUAUCAUCAUUGAAUAAUAAAAAGUAAAAUAUUUAAAAGUUAGAGAAAGGGAAUAUGCGAUUACUAUAAUAUUAUGUAAGAUUGGAUUUAUGAUUGUGCAAUUAGUGUUCAAAAUUAAUAUUAACAAAACUUUGUAUUGAUGCUUUUUUAAUUAGAGUACUAUGUACUAUCUAUGAAAAAAAUCAAAAUUUAAUUUGAUCAAACAAAAUUAUUUGUUUUCAGUACUAGUAAACUUCAUUUUUAUUUUUUUUAAUAACCUAAGUAUUACUAAGUGAAUUUAUAAUAAUAGUUUGUAUUUUAUGUUUAAAUAUUUUCCUUAUAAAAAAAAUUUCAAAAAAGGUAUUAAUUCAACAUAAUUUUUAGUUUCAAGAUGUACUUAAAUAAAAUAUAUUGAGAAAUUAGUUAUACAGUUAUUAAAAAAUAUUACGUAGCUGUAAUUGCAUAAACUGUUAUUAAUAUUUUUUUUUUAUAUUUUUCUGUAAUUAAACAUAAAACAUAAGCUUAAUAUUCAUGCACAAUGAAUUUAAAUUAAAUUAUUAAAUAAUGUUUACAUACGUUCAUUUGCAACCUAUACAUAUCAAUAUUUUUCUAACGUUAAAAUACUUAGUAUAUUAUAUUUUAUGUUAAAUUUUAUGUUGAUAUAAAUAUUGACAGCUAAGGGUACCUACUAACGAAUUUGAACUUAUCGCACACAUAUAGUUAAUAGAGAACAGUUCACUACUAUAAAAGGUUAUUAUUUAUUAACAACUAAUCGAAUCAAAUAGAUAUAAUAAAUAAUAAUAAUUACAUAUGACGUAUAUUUACUUUUAGUUAAAAAAAGUUAUACAUAUUUCAAUUUUUUUUAAAUAUUAAUAAUAAAUUAUAUUUUCACAAUAUAAAACUAAAUAGGUAUUAAAAUAAUAACAUUUUUUAUUGAAUGAACUUCUAAUAAUGUACAAACCAAUUCUCAGUUAGUAAACAAACAGUAUAGAUUCUGAAACGAGUCCUAAGUAUUUGCCAAUUUUUUAACUCAAGUAUUAUUUAACGAUUAUCUUUAACCAUAAGCUUAAAUGUACAUAAUGUGUAUUUUUCUAAGAUCAAAAUGUUGAUAUAUGUAUUCUUCUAUAUACCUGUUAGAUUGAAAAUUAUACACCUUACAUUAAUUUUAUCUCUUUAUUGGCACACAAGACUGUAUUUCUGUCGUCCUUACAGUUAUCUAAGUAAUAAUGAUAAGUCAUUACUCAUUAACUUCCCUCAUUUUUACAUAUUAUUUAUGGAUGUUACUUCUUUACUUUCGCUUUCGGUUUAACAAGUCAAACACUUUCACAGUUAUAAGACAACCUAAAACUAUUUUAUGAUUAAAAAAAAAAAAACGCUUAUAGCUGCGUACUGAAUAGGGAUUGCGUGUUCUGUGAUAUUCGUGUAUUCAAUAGACUGCAUUUUUUUUUUCUAUUGAUACACAACAAUGUUUAUUAUUACUAUUAUUAUCAUUAUUAUAAUUAUUAUUAUUAUUAUUAUUUUUAUUAUUAUUAUUAUUAUUGUAUAUACUAUACGCAAGUAUCUGUGGUAACAUUAUAUUAUAAUAUUAACUGUAUUGCUCUCAUAGAAAAUACGGGAAUUAAAUACUAAUUUAUAAAAUACUAACUUAUAUAUUAUAAUUUUAAAAAUAUCAUAAUAAGAAUAGUAUCAAUAUUGUUGAAUAUAAUUAUACUUUUCAUUAUUGAUAUAUUUAAAUAUAUAUAUAUGUAUAUGUAUGUAUUACUUGUUAGUAUUUUAGUUUGUAAUAUAUUUUCUUAAGAUUAAAAAUUAUUUUUAAAACAAUUAUUAUUAUGUAUAGAUUAUUAUUAUAACGCAUAGUAUUAAUCAUUUAUGGAUUAGACAUCAUAAUUGAUCUAACUGGUUAUUCGUUAUGCCUGAGAGCAACUAUACCUGUUUAAAAAAAAAAAAAUUAUAAAAUAGCUAGCAAUUAGUUAAAACUCAAUUAAAAAAAAAAAAUUGUGCUACCUAUUAAUUAUUAAUUAGUACAUAUACUAUUCAAUUAUCAUGCACCUUAAUAUGUUAUUGGUAUACGAUUAAUUUUUAUUGUUGUUAUUAUUUGGAUUAUCCAAUUGGGAAGGAUUAGUAUUUGUAUUACGGGACAUGUGUAUAUCAUUAACUAUAUAAAUAUAUAUCAGUGAACAUUAUUAUGUUAUACAUACUCACACAAUUGUAUAUAAAUGUAAUAUGUUGUUUAUGUUUUUGCCAGAGAAUAGUAAUAUGUAUGAAAGAGCUUAGACAUAUAUUAAGUAUUGAAAUUACAGUAUUGUUUUUAAAUGGCUUAAGUGCAAUUAAAAAUAAUUCUAGUUUUUCAACCAAAAUUUUAUGAAAACGACUUAUGAUAAAUAUGUAAGAUGUACGGAUAAGAAAUAACUAUUUUAUACAAUUAUUGUGAUUUUAGUAGCCUCUAUAAAGUAUAAUAAUAUUAUGUUAUUAUGUAUACAAGGUGUCUUAUAUAGAUUUACUAGUUUUAAGUAUUUGGAUUAAUACAAAUUCUAUUACCCAACCGCUUUAAAUUAGUAAAUCCUUACAAAAUACUGAAUAAUAUGAUAAUGGCUUCGUUAUGACCAAAUUAGAAUUAAUUUACCUAUUACUUUCUAUUGUACUUAAAAGUUCAAACAAAUUGAAACAUGUUUGUAAAACCCUUAUAUUUUUGUUUAUAUUUUGUAGUAUUAACAUAUUAUUAGAAAACUUAGACAAUAUUCUUAGAUGCCUAAGAACCUCUGUACUUAAUUAUUGUUGUCGUAUGAAUUAUAUAUAAAUAUAAAAAAUAUUGAUUGUUUUUA
Molecule: messenger RNA, 5119 nt
Organism: Rhopalosiphum padi (bird cherry-oat aphid)
Lineage: Eukaryota; Metazoa; Arthropoda; Insecta; Hemiptera; Aphididae
Gene: numb
Product: protein numb
Exons: 9
Coding region: 488-2305 (605 amino acids)
Source: RefSeq, a predicted model, not a curated record